This is a messenger RNA of Trifolium pratense (red clover), 1587 nucleotides long. RefSeq lists its product as uncharacterized. NCBI's taxonomy places the organism in Eukaryota, Viridiplantae, Streptophyta, Magnoliopsida, Fabales, Fabaceae. The transcript has 2 exons. The coding region runs from base 176 to 1426 and encodes 416 amino acids. The record is from RefSeq and is a predicted model, not a curated record.
GAAGGUAAAAUAGUGAUAAAAAAUUGUUACUUAUUUGAAAACUAAAAUUUUCUUUUAACCCGGAUAAUCCAACCAAACCCUUUGAUUCUUCUCUCCGCCAAAAACGUUCCUGAUUCUGGCCGUCAACCUGACAUCCUUGCGCGCAUCAGAAGGGGUCCCGGAGUAACCUGUCUAGAUGUCUGAUACGCCAUUAAGGAUGCAGAAGACAACGCCCAUGACCGUGGAUCCGAUGGAAGAGAAAAUUGCGAAAUACAGGUCUAUAGAUAGGAAAUUAAUCAUAGAUGAAAGAUUCCGAGAUCUUCCAGAUAUUGCAAGCUAUUCAGACAUCUAUUUUAAGGGCACAACAUGUAAGGCUCCCCUCUUUGACUUUCCUGAUGAUUCAUGGCUACAUGAACCUGGAUAUCAACUACCUAGAAUUGGAACUGCUGAGUUAGCCACUCUUGGAAGAUAUGUGAUACCUAUGUUAUCCUCCGGCCUCUCUGAGAAGGCAAUAGGAAUCCUUUUUGUCCUUGCAUAUAAUCUGCGUCGCCCAACAAAGGGUUCUGUUGAAUAUGUUUUUUCAGAUCAUGAACUAGGCCUAGGAUCACUCGAAGAUAUGAAUGUUUCUGAUCUUUCAGACAAUCUGCUGAUUAGGGUUAGAGAGCCAUUUUAUGUUGCUGCGACAACAGAUCUGGAUAGAGAGGCUAUGUAUUACUCGUUUAUUGCUGCGUCAACAUUUAGACUGUUCACAAAGUCUCCUGAGAACUAUCUGAGAGCAUUCACGCAUAUAUGCAAUAUGUUUCCAAAAUUUUAUGGUGUAUCAUGUCCUGUGAGACUUCCAACUCCACAUAUAGAUGCAUUGAAAAUUUUAAAGGCAAAUUUCUCUAUCCACCCUAUAUGCAAGGUCACACUAUAUCGAGUUUUAUACCUGAGUGGAGGAGGUGAAGAAAAUGAAGAAAUUCUUUCUGAAAUGAAAAGGUUCUUAUAUGAUGAACAUCUUGCUUACACCGGGUUGCAUGUUGUAAGAAUAUUUAUGAAGCUUUGUCAGGCGUUAAAUUGUAACACUGAGCUACUUUUGGCCAUAUUAAAUAUCAGAGAGUAUGAGCGACAGAUUAAUGCUAUGAUCAAGAUGGUCGGAAUUAUAACAAGUCCCUUAGAGAAACACAAAAGAAAAAUGUGGAGAUAUGGAAGACUAUUUGAUGAUGCUUUUAUGUCUCCUCUCCGGACCCGAACUUGUCCGGCUUUGACAUACACAUUGGCUUCAGCAUUGAAGAAAGUAUCAAGUCAAUCCAACGAGAGGAUUUUGGAUAUUGUACAGCUUGGAGAUGUUAGUGAGGAGAAAAGAAGGUCACUUGAUGUUGUGGCAGAAAAUAUAAUUAAGACGGUACGCUGCAAUGCUAAGGGUUCUCAGAACAAUCCUUGCUCAACCUUGCAUAUGUCUGUUUAAGUUGUUUUUACGUUUCAAUUCUAUUUUUAAGUCUUCUAUGUAUUUUGUUUUCAUCAUCAAUUAAUCGGCCUUAGGUUUGAAUAGGUGAAAAUUGUGGUUAAGCACGUUUAAAUUUGUGUUUGGUAGAUUACGUUAUGAUUAAUGAGUUUUGACAUCGGAUA